AUGGACCCUCCGCUCCCGGACGAACCCAGGCUCCAACGAGCUUCCAUCAAUCGUCGGAGCAAACCACAACUCUCCUGUAACCUGUGUCGUCGGAGGAAGCUCCGAUGCGAUCGCAAAGAGCCCUGUUCGACAUGUACUGUUCGUGGAUUGGCACUCUCGUGUGCCUAUCCCAGCAAUCAAACCCUACCCAAGGGCCAACGGGUGCCUGGGGCAUCUGAGGCCCACAGAGGUCGGCCGCAAGCAACCGUUCAGGACCGCCUGGGCCAGUUGGAGCAGAUUGUUGUCUCGCUGAUGCAAAAAACCACCUCGGAUGGCCAAGAACGGCCGGAUCACCACCCAGUCGCGUCGGCUCCUCAAAGCCGUCCCGAAGAAGACUCACCUGGAGGGGCUACCAAUUCAGGAGACUCUCCAGCUCAGUCCGAUGGUGGAAAUGUGCAUUUUAGCUCCUCAGACGCCCAGUAUUUCGGAGGAACCCAUUGGGCUGCCAUUUUGGAUGGCAUUGCCGACAUAAAGGAGCAGCUUGAGCGAGAAGACCGUGGGGAAAUGGAGAAACCUGCUAUGCUGCAUACUCCCCUACUGUAUGGAUGUAAAUCAGCGAGUAAAGAAGAUAUCUUGGCAGCUCUGCCCACCCGACCCGCUGUCGAUCGUCAUAUUUCCCAGUACUUCAAUCGGUUGGACUUGGCGCCAUGUAAGACCCCGAGCUACAUUAUUCAAGCGCCGGCAGCUAAUAUAGGGCAUCAUACUCUUCAGCCUGCCUACAUAGUGGUCAAUUUUUACGAGAGGUAUGCGGAAGACCUCGCCAAAUGA
Molecule: messenger RNA, 807 nt
Organism: Penicillium coprophilum
Lineage: Eukaryota; Fungi; Ascomycota; Eurotiomycetes; Eurotiales; Aspergillaceae
Product: Zn(II)2Cys6 transcription factor domain-containing protein
Exons: 2
Coding region: 1-807 (268 amino acids)
Biological process (GO): regulation of DNA-templated transcription
Cellular component (GO): nucleus
Molecular function (GO): zinc ion binding; DNA-binding transcription factor activity, RNA polymerase II-specific
Source: RefSeq, a predicted model, not a curated record